Lithohypha guttulata is the source of this 1548-nucleotide messenger RNA. RefSeq lists its product as uncharacterized. The record is from RefSeq and is a predicted model, not a curated record. The coding region runs from base 1 to 1548 and encodes 515 amino acids. Lineage: Eukaryota; Fungi; Ascomycota; Eurotiomycetes; Chaetothyriales; Trichomeriaceae. The transcript is spliced from 2 exons.
AUGACAUCACCACCAAAUUAUACCCAAACGCGUGUUGCGAACUUCGACUUCGAACAUUCACGUGUAGCUACAUGGAGAUUGAUUUCGCGCCGAAAUGUACUCAUGAACUCUUCACCAUUAGGAAAUGCUCCUCUACUAUCUUCAUCCAAAGAUCCACCACUAAGACUGACUCCCCCAUUCAAGGAUGUCCAUUUGUUACCACCAAACGGAGGACGAGGCAUGAAACGCGCAGCAAAUGGAAAGCCGAAAGCACAGCCGAAGGCGCAAGUACCUGGCUAUACCGAUGUUGAACCUCGAAAGCGUGAUGAUGGGGAGAUAAUCUGGCCUGCUCCAGUCGAAGUGCUUGACAGAGCUCGUGCAUUCUUGAAACAAUGCGCCAAGGCAAACAAGAAAGUGCUAAUUGUGCCGGACAAGGAUGCUGAUGGUUUGUCUUCUGGUGUGAUCGUACAUCGGACACUUACAACUCUGGGACUUGACAAGAAUCUCCUGGAUGUGCACCUUCACAAACGCGGUAGCAGUAUUCAUGCUGAAGAUGAACGUCAAGCUAUGUCCGAUAAAGAUCCUAGCUUUGUCAUCGUCCUGGAUCAAGGCAGUAUCAAAGCGCCACCGAUCAUCGACAAUCCGGAAACUCAAACCCUUCUCCUUGAUCAUCAUCUCAGCGACGUCUUUCCUGAUCGUGCUCAGGUAGUCUCAGCCUGCCACUAUCCACCUGUCGCGACAUCGUCCCUACUCACUUACGAGAUAUGCAAAACGUUACAUCCUUCCUUAUCCGAGAGUCUCGCAUAUCUCUGCUGUGUUGGCACUCACGGCGACCUCGGCAAUACUCUCAAAUGGUCACCGCCCUUCCCAGACAUGUCCGCCACAUUCAAGCAAUAUACUAAGAAGUCGAUCAACGAUGCGGUCUCUCUCGUCAAUGCACCUCGUCGAACGGCGAAGUACGAUGUCAUAACAGCCUGGAACGCCCUCCUGCAAUCAACUCAACCGUCAGAUCUCCUCACCAGUGGCCGUCUCCAAGCAGCUCGUGCUGAGAUCAAUGCUGAAGUUGAAGCACAUACACAUACCCCGCCGAAAUUCACACCUGAUGGCAAAAUUGCAGUUCUGAAGAUAAACACAAAAGCUCAAGUCCAUCCUGUCAUCGCCACAAGAUGGGCUGGUUACCUCUCCUCGAAGAAACUCGAAAUUGUCAUGGUCGCAAAUUACGGUUACCUUGAAGGCAUGGUCAACUUCAGCUGUCGUAUAGCGAGGACGGCUCGAUCACAAGACCCUCCUGUCAAUAUCAUCGAGAGUCUCAAGGCCGCUGCCGAUUUGAGUACCGACGGUUUGCGAGAGCGAAUGGGUGAGAGUUUUGCAAGAGGUCACAAGGAGGCUAGCGGUGGUGUUGUGCCUGUGGAGGCGUUUGAAGAGCUGUACAAGGUUAUGAGGGUUGGUGAGAAGGUCGAGAAGACGGAAAGUGAAGAGGAAAGAGAAAGGAAGACGAAGAAGACAAAGAUGAUUGAGAAGAGUCCUCAGAAAAAUACUUUGGGCAACUAUUUUGCGAAGAAGGCAUAA